Molecule: messenger RNA, 742 nt
Organism: Neolamprologus brichardi
Lineage: Eukaryota; Metazoa; Chordata; Actinopteri; Cichliformes; Cichlidae
Source: RefSeq, a predicted model, not a curated record
AUGAACUUUUCAUUGGAGUGUGGUGUGGACUUAGUGGUGCUAACAAGUGGCAACAAGGGCGAUCCUGCGUCCUCUGGCAAAGUCAGCACAGCUGAACAGUACUUUGACAACUCGAGAGUAGAGUGUGCCACACAGGCUUGUCCUGAACUCUUAAAGAAAGAUUUCCAGUCAAUGUUUCCUGAAGCUCCAUCCUGUGGUAUGAUGGUUGUCACGGUUACCCAGAAGACGCAGAACGAUAUGGCGUCAUGGUCUGCUGAGGUGGAAGAUGAGAGAGAGCAGAUGCUUGACAAGGUUAAAUGCUGUCUGUAGAACAGUUAAGCUGUUUUACAUGUCUUACACUAUAAUAAGACGUCACAGGGUUUCUCCCUACAUUAUCACAGCAAGUACUCAGAAUAAAUAAAUGUAAGGUACUUUGGCCCGUACACCAACAACACACUGUAUGAGACAGAUGACAGAUACCGUCACCUGGGCUUUCAGAUUGAGGACCUGGGCUGCUGCAAAGUGAUCCGACACUCGUUGUGGGGGACACAUGCUUUUGUAGGGACAAUAUUCACCAGCGCACCACCUGAUACUCCUACUAUGAAGACAUUGCAGGGUAGAUGAACACAGGCUCUGGGAUACCGAGUGUAAUAUGCCUCACCACUAACAGAGUGGUUAGUGGUAAGGACCAUAUCUGUAAUCAUGUUAAAGCUUAAAAAAUGCUGACACCACAAUAAAGCUUGUGAAUGUUUUGUCUUUGAAA